CCAGAUGUUUCUAGAUUGUUGACAUAUUGGGCUGUCCUUCCAUCCAUUGUGGUUUGUCUGUCCACCGGUUUCCCGUGUUUUUGUUUUCCAAUUCGCUUAGGCAUUUACGAUGUUUGCCAUGACUGUACACAAGUGUCGGCAAUCCAUGUCCACGGGACUGGUCAAGACACCCGUCAUGACAGUUUUUCUCAGGGACGGUGUAUUCUGGUUCCUUGCUAUCUCACUUGUGUCUACCACCGAGCUGAUUCUGUGGCGCAAUGGCAGAGCAAGUCUGGCUGAAGUCCCCAUUGUCUUCCCAGACCGGGUACAUCACUGAUUGCAGUAAUCGGAGCAAGGGUUAUCCUGAACAUCAAAAGCCUAGCAACUCCCAAUAUUGACGAGACGCUAAAUCAGUUCGAACUAUCCACUGUUGGAGAACAUGUUGGCCGGGUUACCUUUGGAAGCGGGGGAGGUCGCCACCGGGGCAGUCUUUCGCGCGACUUUGAUCAAACGCCCUGGUACUUAAGGACCACUUGAGGAGCCAACGAAGACUGCAGGAAGAGAGAGAUGAACAGCCUGAGGCCAUCGGACUCUUUCGAACAGAACAUGUCUCCACAUAGUACAGAAUGACUGUUCCAUAUCUUCCGUUCGCUUCCAGAGCUCGUCG
Messenger RNA from Mycena citricolor, 646 nucleotides. The record is from the annotation of a GenBank genome assembly. Lineage: Eukaryota; Fungi; Basidiomycota; Agaricomycetes; Agaricales; Mycenaceae.